Molecule: messenger RNA, 747 nt
Organism: Porites lobata
Lineage: Eukaryota; Metazoa; Cnidaria; Anthozoa; Scleractinia; Poritidae
Source: the annotation of a GenBank genome assembly
UGCUUGCAAGGAUCGCCUGGCCUCCCUGGACGUAACGGAGUAAAUGGAUAUAAUGGGUUACCAGGCCGCGACGGCCGAGAUGGUGCCAAAGGAGAAAAGGGCGUGGCAGGUCCCUCUGGAUCACGUAGUAUGAAGGGAGAAAUGGGACCAAGUGGAACAGAUACUGAUCACAGAACUGGAAACAGUGCGCGUGGAAGACUAACGAUGGUCGUGAUAUUGGACUGAUUAAGGUUGGUUGAUUUUUGCUGUCUGUGGUUCGUUUAGAUUUAUCAUUAGCUAGUGUAUCUCCCAGUGAUGACAUAUAUCCUCAUACGAGUUAUUAUUCAGUGGUAUUUUUACAUAGGCGAAAAAAGGUCUUUUAAACAGACAUGGAAAUAAUCGGUGUUUCUGUUCUUGCAGGAUUGUCAGUUCACUAAGAUCAAGGAUGAUACUGCUCUUCGUGUUGUUUACCAGGGUAACGUCUAUGUGGGAGGGUGUGCUAACUGCUGUAAGCGAUGGUUCAUCACUUUCAACGGAGAGGAGUGCAGUGGUCCCCUGCCUAUUGACGCAGCGUUGUGGAUCCGAAAUAAAGACGAAGACAACCACAGACCCGGGUUCAUUGAGGGCUACUGUAACAACAUACACAAGGGCAAAAUCCGAGUUGGAAUCAAUAUUGGAAAUUGUGCAGGAUAUGGAAACUCCAAUGGCUAUACAGGCUGGAAUUCAGUGUCCCGUUUGAUCAUUGAAGAAGUCCCUCGUUCCCAGUGA